Molecule: messenger RNA, 609 nt
Organism: Scheffersomyces coipomensis
Lineage: Eukaryota; Fungi; Ascomycota; Pichiomycetes; Serinales; Debaryomycetaceae
Gene: RPS8A
Product: 40S ribosomal protein eS8
Exons: 1
Coding region: 1-609 (202 amino acids)
Biological process (GO): translation; maturation of SSU-rRNA from tricistronic rRNA transcript (SSU-rRNA, 5.8S rRNA, LSU-rRNA)
Cellular component (GO): ribosome; cytosolic small ribosomal subunit
Molecular function (GO): structural constituent of ribosome
Source: RefSeq, a predicted model, not a curated record
AUGGGUAUUUCUAGAGAUUCACGUCACAAGAGAUCUGCUACCGGUGCUAAAAGAGCCCAAUUCAGAAAGAAGAGAAAGUUUGAAUUAGGUAGACAAUCUGCUAACACCAAAAUUGGUGCUAAAAGAAUUCAUUCUGUUAGAACCAGAGGUGGUAACCAAAAAUUCAGAGCUUUAAGAGUUGAAACCGGUAACUUUUCUUGGGCUUCUGAAGGUAUUUCAAGAAAAACCAGAAUUUCUGGUGUUGUUUACCAUCCAUCUAAUAAUGAAUUAGUUAGAACUAACACUUUAACCAAAUCUGCUGUUGUUCAAAUUGAUGCUACUCCAUUCAGACAAUGGUAUGAAAACCAUUAUGGUUCAACUUUAGGUAAAAAGAGAAACGCUCCUACUGAAGUUGUUGAAGAAGUUAAAAAAUCUAACUCUGUUCAAAAAAGAUUAGCUUCAAGAGCUGCUCAAGCUACUGUUGAACAUGCUGUUGAUGCUCAAUUCGGUUCUGGUAAAUUAUACGCUGUCAUUUCUUCAAGACCAGGUCAAUCUGGUAGAUGUGAUGGUUACAUCUUAGAAGGUGAAGAAUUAGCUUUCUACUUAAGAAGAUUAACUGCUAAGAAAUAA